This is a messenger RNA of Colletotrichum paranaense, 5613 nucleotides long. RefSeq lists its product as uncharacterized. Gene Ontology annotation, cellular component: nuclear RNA-directed RNA polymerase complex. Bases 1 to 5613 code for a protein of 1870 amino acids. Gene Ontology annotation, biological process: regulatory ncRNA-mediated heterochromatin formation. Lineage: Eukaryota; Fungi; Ascomycota; Sordariomycetes; Glomerellales; Glomerellaceae. The transcript has 5 exons. Gene Ontology annotation, molecular function: helicase activity. The record is from RefSeq and is a predicted model, not a curated record.
AUGGCAGGCAACAAGCCCGACCGUGGAGAACAAGGUCAGUGGCGAAUUAGCAAUCUGUCACCCGACGACACACCAGCGAAUGCCGGACGAAUUGAUGGCCGGACCGCCAAUGCCCCGAGCCGAGCCCGUAACCCGGAGCGUGAGCGGCUGUUCCAGUGGAAACGACUUCGACCUCAGCCGAGACAGGUGUCGCUUCUCUGGGACGAUACUACGUCGAACUUCUUCCGCACUGCUAUCAGUCUGGUGGAACAAGAUGUGAGCCUGGCGCAAGAGGUCGUCAAGGAGAUGGCCGCUGACGGUCGGCUGCCGCUCGUCAGAGAUGUCAUUGAGGGAGCCGCUUCAGCUAGAACGCCCGAGGCCAAAGCUCUUCUCUGGGAAUCGCGUAUUUCGCCCCUGUUCCGAGUCUUGCUCCACCCGACUGUCGUAGACUCGGUGGUUCUCGAACAGGAAACGGCUGUGCUCUAUCGAUUGCUCCUGGGAGUUGACGCCACACGCCUGAAAACCCUCUUCAACUUUGUCUUCGAUGUCGUUGAUCACUGGUACGAGUUGCCUUUCGAAGACACGGCUGUUUCUGCCAUGGAAGCACUUGCUCUAUCCUGCGGCGUCUUAGCCAAGGUUAUCAACACCAGCACCUCGAAUAUUGUCAAUGCCCUCUUUCACCCCAUUGUCGAAGGAAUCAAGCUGCGAUUAGAUGUUUUCGGCAACAAAGAUAGCGACUUCCAUACCCUGCAAGCAACAAGGCAUCUCGACUAUGUUUACUGUCGCCUGGGUAUCGGCCAAACUCUGGUCGACGCUGUCCAUAUCUCGGCUUCUUCUGGUGCCGUGGCCGAAUUCACUCUCAGCCAGGAUUUGCCUGGAAAACUUUCCAAACGCCGCGAGCGCCACGACAAUGACCACCAGGAUAUUUCGGAUAUCAAGCUCAUGCCUACCCACCAAGAAAUCAUGUCUUCUCGAGAUGAAUACUUGCCGGUCGCCAACCCCGCACAACACCACUUGCAAGGCCUGCGAGGUUUGCUAGAUCGGCAUUUCCGCCUGUUGCGCGAGGACACACUCCAUGAUUUACGAAGCGCCAUUCGCACAACCGUGGAGUCAAAUGUCAAGGUGCGAGAUAUUCGGACACGAGUCGUUGCCUACGACAACGCCUUUGCUGUUGACAUGACCUUCGACAGAUGGUCAGGUCUUGAGUUCAUUAUCCAGAUUGACCAACCCCGACCGACAAGAGGUUUAGACAAAUUGCAACGCGGCACUUGGUGGGCAGGAAAGAAACUCAUGGAUGGAGCUCUUGUUUGUAUUGUUGAUGAAGUGGGUGGUAUUUUCUUCUUCCAGGUCUCAAAGUCGACCAUCAGAACUCCCAAAGAUGAGACCCAGCAGGGUCAAGGAGACAACCAAGAGGAGGAUAAGAACGAUGCACCGCGCUACAGUCUGCUAGACGAUGAAAACCACGCAUACGUACAUCUACAUCUCGUCGACACAGGAAUCGACGAAAUCAAGAGAUCUCUCAGGUGGUUCAAGACCAUGCAGAUCGUCCGCCAGCAUCGUCGUCUUCUCGAAUUCCCGUCUAUCCUACUGGCUUCUUUCACCCCUCCGUUGAAGGCAUUGCAAAACAUGUCAAAGACCCUGGAUCUCCCUUUCCAAGACCUCCUAACGCUUCGUGCUGGGAGUCGAACAGCGGAUAAUCCUCCCCCACUCUACUCCAGGCGACCUGAUUUCUCUUUCAAUCUCAGCUGCCUGUCGACUGAUGGCAGGAAACUUUCAUACACUCCCGGCGACGCGAUCAAUCCAUCGCGUCUAAGCAGGCACUCCAGUCUUGAUAAGACUCAAUCCGAGGCCAUUCUCAAUUCACUCAGAAGAUCCUUCGCCCUGAUUCAAGGUCCCCCGGGUACAGGGAAGAGCUAUACCGGAGAAGCGCUCAUCAAAGUCUUGCUUGCCAACAAAUCGAAGGCAAAGCUGGGGCCCAUCAUGUGCGUUUGCUACACCAACCAUGCUUUGGACCAGUUGUUGGAGCAUCUUUUGGAUGGUGGUGUCCAGAAUAUUAUUCGCAUUGGCUCCCGAUCAAAGUCUGACAGGUUGGCUCCUGUAAAUUUGAGAGCGGUGGCUCGAGACAUGACCCGCACGGCUGCCGAAAGUCGGGCUCUUUACAAAUCUGUCGAGACUUUGGACGGCGACACAGGACAGAUUCGCGGUACGCUUUCGGAUUUCAUCUUCAGCAGAGACAACGAAAAGAUUCGUCUUCACCUUGCCGAACACUAUCCUGCCCAACACGAAGAGCUGAUGGGGCCAACCUUGCCGAACUUUGAUGAUGAAAAAGAGAGAUGGCAGACUGUAUCCUACUCACGCGGCAAUGUAUUCAAGAGGUGGCUCGCUGGCGGCGCGCCUACCAAUACGACGCGCCCACUUCGGCGCUUGCGCCAAUUGAAGCUAGCCGACCUCUACCAUCAGGAACGUAUCCUGCUCUACCAAGAAUGGCUUGAUGAAGUGUUGAGAGGAGAGAUUGAUUCGCUGUCGAACAUGCACAAGGUUUACCAGGAACACAAAGAGAACAACAACAAAAUCAGGAGCUCCAUUGAUCUGCGUUGUCUUCAAGAAGCGAACAUCAUUGGUGUUACAACCACCGGUCUCGCCACCAAUCUUGACCUUCUUCGACGGGUGCACGGCAAGGUUCUUGUGUGCGAGGAAGCGGGCGAAGUUUUGGAAGCCCAUCUUUUGACCGCGCUCCUGCCGACUAUUGAGCACGCCAUUCUGAUCGGGGACCAUCUUCAGCUACGCCCUCAGAUACAAGACUGGAGACUCCAACGAGCAAACCCGGCUGGCGUCAAAUACUCCCUAGAUGUGUCACUCUUCGAGAGACUUGUUCAACCACCUCCAAACGUACCGAGCAUCCCGUUCAGUGUCCUCGAUACGCAACGUCGGAUGCACCCAUCGAUAGCGGAACUAGUACGAUCAACAUUGUACCCAUCUUUGUCAGACUCUGAAAACGUGCAAGACUACCCCGAGAUCCCAGGCUUGGCUCGGAGGCUGUUCUGGCUUCACCACGAAAGCCCAGAAUCGGGGGGAAAGUCUGAUCAGGACUCUGUUGAGACGUCAUACUCCAACAAUUUCGAGAUUGAGCUUGUCUCGGCGCUUGUAUCGCAUCUGUUAAGGCAGGGUGUAUACAAAUCUGGGGAAAUUGCCGUCUUGACACCUUAUUUAGGACAACUGAACAAGCUGCGACAGAAGCUCAGCUCCGUCAUGCAGAUCGUCAUCAACGACCGGGAUAUGGAUGAUCUUGCUGAGAUGGAACCUGCUUCUGCUGCCCAAGGCAGCUUCACGAACGUGGGACAAGCCGCGAAAACAAAUGCUCUGAGCGGUGUUCGAGCCGCAACGGUCGACAAUUUUCAAGGCGAGGAGGCCAACGUUGUCAUUAUCUCACUUGUCCGCAGCAACAACGACAACAGGUGUGGAUUCCUCAGUACUUCUAAUCGCAUCAAUGUUCUGCUGUCUCGGGCUAAGCACGGCAUGUACAUCAUUGGCAAUUCACAUACCUCGAGCCAUGUCCCGAUGUGGGCGCAAGUCACGGAAAUCCUUCAGAACGGUGGCAACUUCGGCAACAGGUUGGAACUACAAUGCCCGCGACACCUUCAGAACAAGAGCUUUGUGUCACAGCCCGAAGAUUUCCUUCGAUUUUCUCCGGAUGGUGGGUGCAAACUCCGGUGUGACCGUCGGCUCGCAUGCGGCCACGCCUGUACUGGCCCUUGCCACUCCGACCACCUCCACAACGCCAUCAAAUGUCUCGAGGACUGUGCCAGGCCGAAGGUGAAUUGCGACCACCCAUGCCGCCGACGCUGCGGAGAGCCUUGCGACAAGCUUUGCACAGAGGUGCUGCGCGGCGUCGGCCUGAAGCUUCCUUGCGGUCACACUCUUGACACGGUCGCUUGCUGGAAAGCUCAAGACCCGUCUUUAAUCCAGUGUGUCGUGCAAGUCGACAAAGUAGUGCCGGGAUGUGCUCACGCUGUCAAGGUGUCCUGCCAUGUAAACGUUACCAGGGACAGCUAUCCUUGCAAGAGCGAGUGUGGCUUUCGGCGGCCUUGCGGUCACGCAUCCACUCUUGUCGAGCAGCUUGCCAUAGCGAUGAGUUGCGCCGCUCCUUGCGAUUGGAUUCCCUGCACCAAGCGGUGUACCGAGGUAUUGAAGUGCGGACAUCAAUGCCCCUCUGUCUGCGGUGAACGUUGUCCAGCCGAGAAGUAUUGCCAGACAUGCGCCGCGGAUGACAUCAAGAAUAGGGUGGUCGAUCUCAUCCUCAUGGAUGACUACGGUUCAGUGGACCUGGACGAGGAGCCCUGCAUCUUCCCAGACUGCGGCCACUUCUACACUUACACGACCAUGGACGGACAGAUGGGUCUCCGGGAUCUUUACGAUGUCUCGCCUGAAGGAGUGCCGACGGCCGUCAAAUCGGGGUCCCACCCAUUCUCGGUGACUAACAUCAAAGUGUGCCCCGACUGUCGAGGGUCUCUAAGAAACGUAUCCAGAUAUGGGAGAAUCGUUCGACGUGGUCUUCUUGAUGAGUCGACGAGGAAGUUCAUCAGCUGGGCCCACAGCGUCAAGCAGAAGUUGACAGACGCGUUUUUCGCUGCACAAGACAACCUGCAGAAGAUGGAGAAGAAUAAAUUCAGCUUUCCUACCACGCAGUUGGGGUUUCCCAUGCCCCAGUCGGCAUUUGCUCUCAGAGGAUCUCGGCAGCAACAAAUGACCCAUCUCUUCAAGCUCACGGGAAAUACCAGGCACGCGGUACUCAAGACGCUCCGAAAUCAGAUCGCCAAUUUUCUCGGGUCAGUAAGGAAAGAAGAGCAGCCGUAUCAGCGCGUGGCACACUUGGUCUGGCACGUAAACAAGCGGCGGCAAACCAGCGACUACUCAUUUGACGAGUCGGCAAUCCAAAUGGGUGGAAUCCUGGACGCCAUGACGCUCUCGCUACGGUGUGAUCUUCUCCUGGUCUCUGACUAUAUCAGUCUAUGCCGCAACAUGACCGACAACGACAGCGACGGUGCCAAGUCCGCCAGUAUUGAUCCCAUGCCAUACAUCAAGGACUGCAAGCAACUGAUUGAGACUGCACGAAUGAGAAAUUAUUCCCGGCUGGAAGUUGAAGGCCACAUCUGCCUCGCCAUGUUUUGUUACUUUGCACCGCCUGACGAUGCUAAGCCGACGACUGACGCACCAGAGGCACCUAAAGCAGAAAACUCAUCCACGAAAGAAAGUAUGAUCAAGCUCGGCGAGGACCACCUUUUGAAAGCUGAGAAGAUCAUCAAAGCAAAUCCGUCCGCAGCCACGAUGGCCUCCGAAGUCGAGACCGCGAGGCGCAUGCUCCACGACGGAGUCUUCUACAGCGAAGUUUCCACUGACGAAAUGCGAGCCGUCUACGCAGCCAUGAGCAAGGAGUUCUUGGGAACAGGGCACUGGUACACAUGCCGCAACGGACACCCCUUCACCAUUGGAGAGUGUGGUAUGGCGAUGCAGCAGACGGUGUGCCCGGAGUGCAACGCUCCGGUCGGCGGUCGGAAUCACUCUUCGGCGGAAGGCGUGAGGCAUGCGGUGGAGAUUGAUGCACUUGCGCGCGGCAUCGGAAGAAUGGGAUUCUGA